This is a messenger RNA of Biomphalaria glabrata, 2953 nucleotides long. RefSeq names its product Krueppel-like factor 5. Gene Ontology annotation, molecular function: DNA-binding transcription factor activity, RNA polymerase II-specific; RNA polymerase II cis-regulatory region sequence-specific DNA binding. Gene Ontology annotation, biological process: regulation of transcription by RNA polymerase II. The coding region runs from base 212 to 1582 and encodes 456 amino acids. NCBI's taxonomy places the organism in Eukaryota, Metazoa, Mollusca, Gastropoda, Planorbidae. The record is from RefSeq and is a predicted model, not a curated record. The transcript has 2 exons.
UUUAGUUUCAGCAGUGGUCAAAUGAAUUAGAUUGUUAACGAAUAGCAUUUGGCUUAAACGCUCUUAUAGACUUGGGUUUUAGUUUUAUACUUUGUGUGAUUUCUUGUGUGAGAUUUUAGUUUUUCAAUUGAAGCCUUCACAAGUGACAUUUUAUGCAUGAGUGCAAGACUUGUGUAAUUUUGUAUUUAAUUUUUAAAGCAUUUUUUAUACAAUGACCAAAUCGUUCGACACAUCAAUGGAUUCACGAAUGAGCAUUUUGCCCAAAUAUGACGAUAUUAUGGAUUACCAUAAUACCUGGUCAGACGUUGAGAAUUUUCUGUACCCAGACAACACACCAUACGAGACAAGUAUGAUUAACAUUCUUAAUGAAAACGCCAAUAAGCUAUCACCUGUUUCACCCCUGGGGGCGCCAGAGUCUCCCAGCUCAUUGAGCACGACUCCAAGCAGCACCUUUUCCAACUUGAGUCCCUAUAGCCCCAGCCACAAGGCCAUGUCCAUUGGCAGCCCCGACUCUGUGGUCAGUCACACCAGCAGCAGCCCUGAACCCCAGGAGAACAUCUACGAUGACCUGCUGGACCUUGAUUUCAUUCUGAACAACACGGCUGACGGCAACCCACUGGAAGAUGGGUUCGCCAAAGUCAAAACUGAGCCUGGCCACAUCAGCAUGCCAGACCUCUCAUCUCCCUUCCUGAAUAUUCCAGACAUUAAGUUUGAUGACGACAUGAACAACAAUAUGGUAAUGAUGAACAUGCAGGUCAUGGGCAGUAAUAUCCCUUCAGUCUCCUGCAGCAAUGCAUCUCUUAGCUCUUCCAGCUCAGCUCUCUCCAACUCCAUGAUGCACCAACAGCACAAUCCAUUUCAACAUAUGAACAAUAACUCUAUGACAGAUUUCAAGAUUCCAAAGCAUGAAUUCCCUCCCAUGCCUCAGUCCUGCACAUCCUACAGGGGCACUCUGACAGUGGUGCCAUCCAAUCAGCUUCCACCUCAGAACCCACAUAUGGUUUUCGCCAUGCACGGCAGCCACCUCUCCCCGCCCUCCUCCCCUGACAACCAAGACAUUGGGAUGCACAACAUCAAGAUGAACCCCAUGUCUCCAAUGUUCCCCAUGGGCCACCCCCAUCAACAGAUGGUCAUGAGACCACAGCACAUAAUGGACAAGAUUUCACCCCACCAUAUCUCUCAGCACCAUGGAUCUCACCAGCUUAUCACCCCGCCAUCCUCUCCCCAACUUGAGCACCUUAUGCUUCCUCAGCAGACCUUGGACCCAUCUACUGCCCAGCCCAAGAAGCGUGGCCGACGCACUUGGGGUCGCAAGCGCCAGACAAGCCACUCCUGCUCCCACCCAGGGUGCAACAAGACCUACACAAAGAGCUCUCACCUCAAAGCACACCUUCGCACCCACACAGGCGAAAAGCCCUACCACUGCACAUGGAAAGGCUGCGGAUGGAAGUUUGCUCGAUCUGACGAGCUGACAAGGCACUACAGGAAGCACACAGGAGACAGGCCAUUCCAGUGUCAUCUAUGUGAGCGAGCAUUCUCCAGAAGUGACCACCUGUCUCUGCAUAUGAAGAGGCACAUCUGAACAUACCCUGAACUUUCCUCAUGAUGUUCAUUUUGAGCAGAAAAUCUUUCUUCUCUUACUCCAGCCAUUGCUGACUGUGAUGGGAGGCCAGAAUUGUUCAACAGUAAAUCGUUCCUGUAGAUGCUGUUUUGUCUUAAGAACAAAAUGCUCUUUUUUUUAAAAAAAAAAGAAGCUUGUACUCUGUAAAUUUCUUUUCGACACAGAGUUCUGCCCACCUUGGCAUUUGCCUAGAAACCAGUGUGUCCUGAUGUGUCAUAGCCAUGACUGUGACGUUCCACAACAUAGUUGUAGUGUAUCACCUGGUUGCCAGUUGGUGUAACGAUUUAUGCUAUUUUAAUUUUUUCCCCCUCACUUUUUGUUUAUAUUUUAUUGAAUGAAACACAGCCCUCAGUUAGCACAUAGGAUUUGUCUGGCACAGAUCUAUGUCUAGUUUUGGUGACACUGAUGUGUCUAAUGUGUGAUAGACUCCCACUGGUCUCCUACCUGAUGCUUGGGCUGGCCCUGAGUUCUCAAGCAGGGAGCCAGUGGAGGGGAAAUGUUGCUCCAUUUUGUUUCAUUAUUUCAUUAUGUACACUCAUUAUGUUCAUAUUUAGCAUUACAUUAACUCUGUAAGAAAGUUCUAGAAAAUAUUCUCACGAUUCAUUAUAACAAAAUGAAACUAAAUUCGAAAGAUAAAUGAACAAAAAAUGUGCUUACAACCAAACGAAUGAAACUCUCAUUGUAAAUAAAUAGAAGACUUUACUUAGAAUCCAAAGUACUCUGCAUGAUUUCUUCUGCAAGCUUUGGGCCUUAUGUCAAAUAUUUUUUAUAUUUUUUUGUUUCUAUGCAACAAAUCUUGCACUAAAGAAACAAAGUCUCCCAUAACGAGUCUUAGUUCAAAUGUUAAUGAGGCCAAAUUUCAUUUUUUUAUCUAUAGUUCAACAACCGGUUUGGUUAAUGACAAAUGAUAGGGUAAUUUUAGUAAGAAUAAUACAUUUACAGUUAAAACAAUUCAUUUUGUCAAUGUAUUUUUUUUUAAAUUUCAGACAUAGUUUUGAAUCAUUGUGAACAAAUUUGUUAUUUCCAUGUUCUAUAAAGUGCUCUUUUUUUUUCUUUUUACUAUUAGAACUAAAGAAAAAAAAACAAUAUAGGAACUUAUUUCAAUCAGUAUUUCUAUUUAAUUGAAAGAAUAUAAUUAAAAACUAGGAUUGUUGCUGGUCCAACAUGCCAUGUUUUCAUUAGAGGAUUGUGAUACCAAAGUGCUCUUUAGACUUUUGGUCCUAUUGACACUGUGAGUAUUUUGUAACACCUCACUCUGAGACCUUCACUUGCCAAAAAAACUGGCAAAUGAAACUUUUGUUUCUUUGUUCAUAUUUGAUUUUUUUUUUUUUU